Messenger RNA from Cuscuta epithymum, 2733 nucleotides. NCBI's taxonomy places the organism in Eukaryota, Viridiplantae, Streptophyta, Magnoliopsida, Solanales, Convolvulaceae. The record is from the annotation of a GenBank genome assembly.
GUACGAACUACUUUUUGUAUUAGCUCCAGAGUCCAGGAAAAAAAAAAACGUACAACUCUAUCGUCAUCCACGGACGAGGGCGUAUUCCCUAUUCAAUUCAACCCGGGAUUUCUAAACCAAGCUGCGAGUUGUGACUAGAGACAAGAACUGUUACUAAAAAUCCCUCUUCGUCUGAUUUCGCGUCUCGAUUGUCUUCUCAUUGUCUGGCGUCCUUUAUUUUUAACUCUGUCUGAAGCGCUAUUGAAGGCAAACUGUUUGUCGAGAGCAGUGAAAUGAUGUGGAGCUCAAUCGAAAAUUUGAAGGAGAAUUUGAACCGAAUCGCGUUUGAAAUUCACGAGGACGACGAUGAAGAUGAUGCCCACCUGUCGAUGCCCCACAAUUCGGGUGAUUCGGUCGAUAGUUUAAUAGUUUCGCCAGCCAAUCGAAGGAUUUCUAGGAAUUUAUCUCAUUCCGAAUCGCCGAUAUAUAAUUACCAUUCUCCGGUCGCUAAUGGCCUCGAUUCUGCUUACAAGACUGAGUUGGAAAAAUACAAAGCCGAAAUCAAAAGACUUAAAGAAUCUGAAGCUGAAAUCAAAGCAUUGUCUGUUAAUUAUGCUGCACUGCUAAAGGAAAAAGAGGAUCAUAUUGGGAGGCUGAGUAAAGAAAACAGUUCACUCAAGCAAAAUUUACAAACAAGUCAUACACCUACUGUGCCUAGACAUUCUUCCAAGGGGAGCAUCGAUCAAUUAUCAAAUAGUCAUCGUAAAAUUCUAGCAUGUAAAAACAUAGAAGGAAACCCAUCCAGUAAUGGCCUUUUUCCCCAGCAUGAUGGACUAAGCAAUGGAGAAAGUCUUGGUAGUGAGAAGGAACUUGCAGAUUUGCUGGAAGAGAAGAGCAUGUCUCUUGUAUCCAUGCAAGCGAGUUAUGAAUUACAGAUAAAACAAUUAGGAAUUGAGCUUGAUAAAGAACGCUGCAAGCUAGAAAAUAUUGAAAUGAAAUUAAAAGAGGAGCAGAAGUUGAGUGCAUCUUUUCAGCAGGAGCUAAGGUCUCUAAAAGUUGACAAGGAGAAAAUGGCUCAGGAGGUUGCUAGAAUUAACGAUGAAAUGAAUCAGAAAGUUGCUGAAAUCCAGCAACAUGAAUUAAAUCUUCAUAACAGGGAUACUAAACUAGCAGAAAAAGAACUGGAGGAUUUUAAGAGAGUAGUAGCUGCACUGCGAGAGGAAAACAACAAACUCAAGAAUGAUAAAGAUAAAUUGGAAGCUUCCUUGGAAGCAUCCAAACUUUUGACAGUACAGGCUCCUUCAUCUGGUGGUGAGGGUCAGUCAUCACCUGUAUUUCCAGAAAAGGAAGUGAUGGAGAAAUCACUACAAAAGCUUGAGAAUGAUUUGAAGGAAACACGCAGAGAAAGGGAUAAGGCAUUGUUAGAACUGAACCGUCUUAAGCAGCACUUGUUAGAGAAGGAAUCUGAAGAAUCAGAGAAGAUGGACGAAGACACCAAAGUCAUUGAAGAACUACGGCAAAUUUGUGAAUCCCAACAUGCUCAAAUUUUGCAGUUGGAGAAAGAUCUUAAGCAGGCAAAUGGUAGCUUGAAUGAAGUCAAGAUCCGUACUGAUAGAGAACUGGUGAAGUCAAAGGAAACAGUUGAUGAGCUGAAUCGAAAACUGGCAAGCUGUUUAAGCACAAUAGAUGCCAAAAGUAUCGAAGUCCUUAACCUGCAAACUGCGCUUGGCCAGUACUAUGCCGAAAUUGAAGCCAAGGAACGCCUGGCAGAAGAUUUGACCGCAGUGAAGGAAGAAUCCGCUAGACUUUCUGCGCUUUUAAAGGACGCAUAUGAGCGGUCAGAAAACUUGAGCAGGGAUAAGGAAGAAGCGUUAGUAAAGCUGUCAGAAGCGGAAAAGAAAUUUGCUGAUUGGAAGAAUAGAAUGAAUAAGUUGGAGCAAGACAAUGAAAAACUACGCCGUGCUCUUGAACAUAGCUUGACCAGAAUAAACAGGAUGUCUUUAGAUUCAGACAACUAUGUUGACAGGCGAAUCGUGGUCAAGUUACUAGUGACCUACUUCCAAAGAAACCACAGCAAAGAGGUUCUGGACCUGAUGGUCCGCAUGCUGGGAUUUUCUGAGGAAGAUAAGCAGAGAUUGGGUGGUAUUGGACGACAAGGAGGCUCAGGAGGGAAAGGCGUUGUCCGGGGUGUCUUUGGUCUUCCAGGCCGGUUAGUAGGUGGCAUUUUAGGAGGCGGUGGAGGAGGUUCGAGCCCGACUGCCGCCAACAUGACUUCUUCAGAUGACCAGUCAUUUGGAGAUCUAUGGGUUGAUUUUCUUCUCAAGGAGACGGAGGAGAGAGAGAAGAGAGAAGCGGCCGCUAGCAAUUCUUCAUUUUCUUCAUCAUCUCCAAGUGGGAGUUUUCACCAGGCGGCAAUAGCUGCAGAGCAGAACUCAUCAGACUCAGAGUUCUCAACUGUCCCUCUUACCUCUGCUGAAUCGAAUUACCCACAUUCUCAAUUUUCAAGACCUCUCCAAAAAUACUAACCACAAAGGUGUACAGUUUAUGUACUAUAUAAUCAUUUUCCAGAAAUGGUUUUUAUUUUUUUGUUUAUUUAUUUUAAUAUACAAUAUUACUCUAGUAAAUAUAGCAAUGUAUAAUUCUUUUGUUCAGCUAUUACCAUUUUUUGUGCACACAAACAACCCACACUUCAUUUCAAUAUUGUAAAAGUAUCAUUCCAUAAUAAUAUUUCAGGUAUCUUGGCUUUGCCAAGAG